AUUUAUCCUCCCAUUUCCCCUCUACAACCUCCUCCCUCACCAAUCCCCCACACACCCCCAACUUAACCUAAAAGCAAAACCCAUCAUGCCCCAACCCCAAGCCCCAGCCCAGCCCCAGCCCCAAACCCCUUCCAACCCGCAAUCCCGCAAGUUCCAAACAACCCGCCCCGCCCCGUCCUCGCUCCUCAUCCCGCAAAAACGGGCCCUCUUCCCCCCAAAGAAGAAGCAUCUCUCCCCGAACCCGAACACAACCACCCGACCCCCAUCCCUUCUCCUCGAACCCUCAUCCUCAUCCUCAUCCUCAUCCUCAAACCCCACUCCCACCCCCAACCCCGCAUCCAGAGACAAACCAGGAAGCAGCCGAAGCAGAAGCGACACGGAAUUCAACUUCGCGCUCGCGCCGCAGCCGUUCCUUGAUCCGGGGUGUUGGGAGCGGAUGCGGAUGCGGGGAGGGGGUGUUGAUGCUGCACGACCACGACCACGACCAGUCGGGCCGGGGGUGGAGGAGAGCGAGGAGUUGCGGCGGAGGAAGAGGGCCCGGGAGGCGGAGUUUGGGGGCAUGGCUGUUCGGGGGCGGUUGCGGUGAGUUUUUGCUGUCGGGAU
Messenger RNA from Aspergillus aculeatinus CBS 121060, 603 nucleotides. RefSeq lists its product as uncharacterized. NCBI's taxonomy places the organism in Eukaryota, Fungi, Ascomycota, Eurotiomycetes, Eurotiales, Aspergillaceae. Bases 86 to 586 code for a protein of 166 amino acids. The transcript has a single exon. The record is from RefSeq and is a predicted model, not a curated record.